GGGUAUCUCGAUGUCUAUACUCGUCCCAUGGCAGGUUGGUCCAGAUUGAGUAUUUUGUCGUGGAAUAUGGGUAGGGGCAGGUUGAAAGUUGAUACAUAUUUACCAAAAGAUAAAGCUCAAGGAUAAUACUACUAACGAUGAGGCAAGCAUUGAAGAUGGUACACAUUCAUCAACAAAUAUAAUGCUUUUUUACCUCCAUGCUUCUCUUGUCAAUUUUAUUUAAGGGACUGCGCAUUUUGUCUUCCUAACUUUACUUCGGCUAUGGGUUGUACCCGUGAGUCCGUGAGUUAGUCAUAUUAUUAAGCAACAAUAACCUGCAUUUAGGUUUAUAUAUAUUAAUUAGUGUAUAAGCUUAAUUUUAUGCUCAACCAUUGACCAUUUACUUCUAGUAUGUAAGAACAAAAUGCGCAAUAGGUCCCCUAACAUGCUUUACCAAACGCAUAAACUAGAUUUACACGUCAUCUCCAUUAAGUUUACCACAGUUCAAAAGCACCCACAAAAUCUUUAUAUCAUGGCAUGAUAAUAACAACAUACCACCACAAGACCACUUAACAGUUUCAUAAUGAUAACUACUUUAAAGAAAUUGCACACUCUUCCUUCUCUUAUUUGACAUGCGCAGGAAAAGCACCCUAUACAGUGGAUAGUCAUGUAAGGCCUGUAAUGCCCCUCCGAAAUGCGCUUCCUUCGAUCUCGAAAUCGCGUCCAUAAUCUUCACACACUUCAUUAUACAGUCAACAUAACUGUUACAUGAAUAUGAUUCAUUGCCAUGAUCUCCUCCUCCUCCUUUGCUUUCGUGUGAUGUCACUUCGCGACAUUGAUACCUUCUUAUCGUCGGAUCAUCAUUCAUACCAUUCGAAACAAAUCAAUCAAGGACUGCUCGACGACUGUGGGCCAUACGUCCUUUUGCAUCUAGCUCCAUGGUUGUCACUCACUGGUACACAUCAUUAAGACUCAUAAACAUACAAUGGAAGUCUGAUUUACAGCAGUUCAAGCUUUGCCAGAGCACUCAAACAUUCUAGAUUACAUGUACACGUGAACUGUUCAAGACAGACUUACAAUAACCAUCAGAUCAGAUCAGAUCAGAUCAAUCAAAGUGAAGCUAAAUGGAGAUUGAUAUGAAUUUCCUGCAAACUACAACGUUCGAAAGACCUCCAUGUUGGUUCAUAGCCAAAUCGACACUACAAUCGAACAUUAGCCCCCAUUGUUCAUCAUCCAUGUAAUUCUAUCUUCAACUCUGUGAUCAUUGCCACAUACUAUGUUGGGAAUAGUCUGUAAUGUAAAACCCAAAUUUCUAUCAGACCAAGUGCAUGACGACCCAACUAAAGCACUAGCCAUGAUACCAGAUAGAACAGUUCGACUCCCAAUUUUUCAUAUUCUCUGCUAAUCCAGUCAAGCCUAGUUCAGUACAAAGAUGCGCUAAAUAGAUGGAGGAAACAGGGAAGUGCCUGAUGGAGAAAGGGGGGAGUUUAGGGUUUUUGAGGGUCGAAUCCACCUUCCUUGAGACAACGAUGGAGAAGAAAAGGAGGAGAAUUUUAGGGUUCAAGCUUUUACCUUUUUUCAGUUUUGGUCAGGCGAAAAAGAUGGUGUUAACUGUUAAGUUACCCAAUGCAAUGCGAAGUGUCCUGCGAUUGUUGUGCCAGCGGAAGCUGUACAGACAGAUAGAUAGAUAUCAAAUCGGGAAUUGGAUUCUAAUCGGCGGGAGAGCGGUCGAGGCUCUGCACAACGAAGCGUUUGCUGGGUGAACUGAACGACACCAUUGAAAUGGAAAGAGGCCAGAGAAGAAUCUCAGACGUGCCAACACUGAAACGAACUCCAGUGACACAAUUGAAGGAGUCCAGUCAUAUACCAGACUAAGUGGCUCAACAUUUUGAUGUUAAUUUUUUAUCUUCAAAAUGGUAUUUGUGAUGGUGGAUGGGUAUCUCAGUAUUCAUUUUUGUCUCGUUCGAAGCUAUUACGAUUUACGGGUGCAAAAAGUUGUUACUUGAAAUUUUGAGCUUGAAAAAUUAUGUCUUGAAUAUUGAAGCAUAUGAUUCAAACCAACACUUGACUAACAUCUACGCUAUCAGUUUAUCACAUUCAGCACAAAAUUAUCUAGGAUAGCCGGCUUAAAUUGUCUCCUUCAUAGAACUGGAAGUCUGGAACGACUAUUUAAAAAUUCUUCAUUUUUCUAAAUGACAUGUCAGCAACUUAACGAUCAAUAUUAUAGUUGACAGUCACCUGGAAUGAAUUUAACAAAUAUGGACGACAAGUGACCAUUGAUGAAAUGAAUUGUAAAGUUAAUG
Molecule: messenger RNA, 2282 nt
Organism: Linum trigynum
Lineage: Eukaryota; Viridiplantae; Streptophyta; Magnoliopsida; Malpighiales; Linaceae
Source: the annotation of a GenBank genome assembly